This is a messenger RNA of Talaromyces atroroseus, 1305 nucleotides long. RefSeq lists its product as hypothetical. Bases 1 to 1305 code for a protein of 434 amino acids. The transcript has a single exon. Gene Ontology annotation, biological process: signal transduction. Gene Ontology annotation, cellular component: cytoplasm. NCBI's taxonomy places the organism in Eukaryota, Fungi, Ascomycota, Eurotiomycetes, Eurotiales, Trichocomaceae. The record is from RefSeq and is a predicted model, not a curated record.
AUGGUCAAUGGAAUUGUGGCAGACACAAGCCACUGGAAAUCGGCGUUGGGAGCCGUCGAUGGCGAUGUAUCGGAAGAAGACAUCGAUUUUGAGAAGGCUUGUUGUGCUGAUUCAGAAACAUCUUCUCAGGAAUUGGACGUUUCUAUAUUCGUUAUUUGGAUGGCCUCUCACGAAGUUGACCAGAAAUAUCUGGGUCAACUUGCGGCUACCACCAGCCAUGAAAACCCGUUUCUUUCGAGCAUGCUUUACAAGAUCCUUGGUCUAUCUGUAGUCCUAUCAAAAAAGCUUGUUCGCGCCCGAAAGCUCCGUCGUUUGGACCCGAUGCGUGAGACCAAAUCUUUGCAAUUGUAUUACCACAUUGUCUGGCUGUCCCGCGAAGGCUUGGUGAUUGUGGAACAGUACAUAUUGCCAAUGGUGCAGGAUUAUAUUUUGCUUAAAGUACUUGCCUACAAGUUGCGAGCAUCUUUUUAUCACAUCUUUGUCCUUUUUCAUAACCAACCUGCCAUCCAUACGCCCGGGAUUUCGAGUCUCCCAAGUUCCUCGAACCUGCAGAAUGGCAUUAAUCGUGCGCCAGCUGACACAUCUGAUUUGAAUCGAGAGUCUAUCUCCAAAACUCCUCCACCAUCAGAAGGCGGACCUGUACGACAGCCUUCCAAAAGCGAUUCUCAAAAAGGGCCGCCAGGCCUAGCUGCGGUUCCCCAACCUCAGCCAGCGGCAUCAUUUCUACUACCAGCCCUUGACUACACGAUAACUGCGACUCCAUGCUUCCGCCAUGCAGCUGCUUUAGCUGAUACUUUACUCCCAGGAUCGCAUCCUCUGCGUCUCUCUGUGAAGCUUGAGUAUGCAGCAUAUCUCUAUGACUGUCUCCACGACCCUGAUGCUUGUCGCCGGCUAGCCAAACAGACCAUUGCAGAUGUAUACAAUGCCCAAGAAGGAAUGGAUGAUGAUAGUUUUGAGGAUGCAGCGGAGUUGGUUGCUAUCCUCGGACGAAUGGUCAAGCGUGGUGGUAAAACGAGCAGUGCUGGGGGUAGCAGUAUCGAUCGAUCUCGCAGUAAUGACGGUCAAAGUACCACCAAAGGGACGCCGCCUGGACAUAAGUUACACACCCCAUCACGCCAGUCAACUCCAACACACCAGAAAACUCCAUCUCAUCAGCAAUCAGCUUCCUCUACUCCGACCCGAAAGAAAUAUUCCCCUACAUCUCCACAGACGAAAGGCAAAUUAGGAUCGAAACAAUCACCGUCCGCCGCAUCCGGGGGCAGCACGACACCUAAAGCCCCUGUUCCAAUUAUCAACCCGAUAUAA